Molecule: messenger RNA, 1490 nt
Organism: Melanaphis sacchari
Lineage: Eukaryota; Metazoa; Arthropoda; Insecta; Hemiptera; Aphididae
Product: estrogen receptor beta-like
Exons: 3
Coding region: 299-1039 (246 amino acids)
Biological process (GO): regulation of DNA-templated transcription
Molecular function (GO): sequence-specific DNA binding; zinc ion binding; DNA-binding transcription factor activity
Source: RefSeq, a predicted model, not a curated record
GGACGUCCGGCCAAACGUUCUCCGCCCGCCGCCGCAUAUCUAUCGGGACUGCAGCGCUUUUCCGUUUCAUUUCAUCUCAGCGUCACUAUACGCUUACUAACUAAUCGUAAUAUUAAAACAAAUACGUUUCCGAAUCACUUCCACGACUGGUCAUUUGAUUUUUGUUGUCGGUGAAACUGGAACAUAUUCUGGCCGCCGCCCCUGGUUGGUAUGUAAAACGACCACACCGCUGUCCGUAGAAAAAUCACACGCACGGCGCCAAAAUUAAAAUCGAAAAAGAGAAAAUAUCGAAAACGAGAUGAACCAACGGUGUAAGGUAUGCGAGGAACCGGCGGCCGGCUUUCAUUUUGGAGCUUUUACGUGUGAAGGGUGUAAGUCAUUUUUCGGCCGGGCACACACCAACCCCGCGACGGUGGUUUCAGCCAAGUGCAAAUCGGGCGGUGGCCGGUGCGUAAUCGACAAGAAGAACCGGACGUCGUGCAAGGCAUGCCGAUUGAAGAAGUGUCUGGCCGUGGGCAUGUCAAAGAACGGUUCAAGAUACGGCCGUCGAUCCAACUGGUUCAAGGUCCACUAUCUGCUCCGUGAACGGCAACUUUUACCCGGCAACGACGACAAGGACCACUACGAUAAGGGUAAAGUCGGCACUCCAACAUCGCAGUUGCCACGGAAACAUCACCCACGUAUCGCGCUGCUCUCGUUACCGGUACCGUUGCAGCGAUGGGCACCGCCAUUCUUCCAAUUUUUCGAUUUCGCGCCGAACGGUCGAUCUCCGUUACCGCGGUCCGAGUUGUCGGCCUUCCGCGAGACCACCGUCUUCAAAUCCGUAGACGAAGAUGACCGACCUAUAGAUCUCACCGUUCGUCAGUCGGCCAACAACGACGACGACGAUUAUAACAACGAGACAACCACCUGGAAGAUAGCCAAGUUACGAUUGCUGCAACAGAGCAAAAUAUCCGAAAAACCUCUCGACCUAUGCGUUGGGAACAUUGACCACCGGAACUUAGAGGUGGGUAAAGUCCGACGACGCAACUACGUGUAAUAGUCCACAAAUGUACAAUGACAAUGCUGCAUCUGAGACACGGUACAACCGGGACUUGAGAAAAACUAAUUACCGAUCUCGGACGUACCCAAAAAAAUAUAAACAAACGGCAUUCUCCCACCGAUAUACCUUGCCGUUCAACAGUUAUCACCGCUAGAUUAAGAAUCGGCCACACCAAUCUCACCCUGCAUAUUCAUCCGAUGAAUCACGAAGUAAAACCAAACUGCGGCUAAUUGCGACGAACUUAUUAUUUAACAGUGCUUGAAAUUCUCCUACGCGUCACUGAGACAAUCUUAUAAAAGAACCCUCUGGAAAACAACUCUAAGAACAAAGUACCCUCUUUGUACGUGAUGAAUUUUUGAAACCGCGGUAUUGUUACCAAAAUAAAUAAUAUUACGAUGUUAAAAAUAUACAUUCGACGUAAUAUAAUAAGUUAGGUUAUAAAUUAAUU